AUGUGCGGUGGCUUGAAGGCUCCUCGGUAUCAGCGCCCUGCCGAAUCUACGUUUCGGCUAGCGGACGCGGUCAUCUCAGGCCCGAUUCUGUCAAGUGCGGGCUCCAGCCUCCUUGACGAGGUCGAUGUCGGUAUAGCUCGACUCAAUAUCCUGAGCCCAUCUCUCGAAGCGAAUAACCUGGCGCACGAUUCUGAGGCCAAGGACGGCCCCCGUCGUGGCGCGGAUAAACAUGACGAUUUUAAAACAGUAGGCAACCAUACUACCGAUCCUGUUGUGCCUGUCCAGUCUGCCGAACUGGAAGUGCUCAUGAAGGUUCAAAGAGAUCUAUCCGUGACACGAUUGGAGCAGUUUUGGGGACCUCAGCGGUUUGAGGCACGUGAUGAGGCCUGGAGCGACGGGCCGCCUGAAGCCGAAAAUACGGCUCUUGAGUGCGUUGACUUACGAACCUGCAAGCCUCUGCUUAUUUCCAUUUCGGAUGCGCAAGCCGUGGUUUCGUACAAGAACCUUCUCAAGAAGGAUAGCGUAACGAAAGCCAGGGCUUUGGAAGAGCUUUUGUCCUACGUCAAGGUAUACCCAGCCGCUUCCAUCGACAACUCGCGUCGUGUACGUGAAUUGGCACAGUCGCUUCAGUAUGAGUUUAUGAAGGCUGGCCGGAAGCGCAUGGAGCGCCAGAUCCCGAAGAUUGUGGGCCCAUGGCUCGCUGGCCUUUACGAUCGUGAUCGCCUGGUCGCCAGGGUCGCAAACGACGGCCUUUCAUCUUUCUUAAACUCGCCGGAGAAGGUGGCCAUGUUCUGGAACAAGUGCCAGCAGCAGAUCCUCCAGUUUGCCCUGGGCGCGAUCCGGGAAACAAAGGACUCUUUGAGUGAUGAGAGAUCGACGACCCCAGAGGAUGCGGAAGCCAAGUACUUUCGCGUCCUUGGUGCUGCCCUUUCUUUGGUACUGGGCCUCCUUCAGAAACUCGGCCCCGAUGAUACCCUGAAAUUCCAAGAUAGCUAUGCCGAGUUUCUCAACGAGGACGUUGUUUGGAAGUGCAUUAAUGCCGGGGAUUCGUCCGUACGCAAAUCGGCAUGCCAGCUUCUCCAGGUUUGCCUGCAGCAAAAGAAAGCUAUUCUUGAAGACAAGAUGGCGCGCCUCAAGAAGGUUCUCAUUUCCGAGGGUCUCAAGGCUAACCAUACAGGGUCAGCCGCCGCAUUCACCAAGGCUCUGUCUUCCUUCACUGAAGCAUUCCCUGCUGUAUGGGAGUCCUCGACGGGCGACAAGAAGACACCGGUCUCCCGUUUGAACCAUUUCGUGGAGAAGGGAUCUCAGGGCAGCGAGGCCAAGUAUUGGGAACAUUUGCAAGCUCUUUUACAGAGGAUCCCCGCCCAACUCAUUUCCCUUGAUGCAGCAAUCUCAUUGGCCAAGUCAAUGAGGUCAGGGAUCUCGAGUAGGGAGGAGCCCCGAUCGAAUGCGGCCCUAGCAUGGGGUUGCUACCUUCAGACCUCUCGAACUUUUAUGUCAAGAUUCCCCAUUGUUUCGGACCAAGUCACAUUUGCAAAGGACGCACUCUUCCCUCUUGUCGAGCAUUACUUGCAUCCUGCAGCUACAGGCGCCUCGGUGUGGACGAUCCCCGCCUCAUCCGCUCCCAUCAUCGUCGAAGGGUGCUACGCCAUCACAACCGAAUCCGCCCCCGCUGCCGUCAGCUCGGCUGCGGAGGAAAGAUGGAUGCAGCUUGGCCAAGACUUUUGUUCACGAAUUACCAACUCACUCCCCGAGGUCUCGCGUGAAUUCCAAAAGUCCCAGGACUUGAUCGCGGAGGAAGGUCGCCGGUGGUUCUCACUGAUCGGUCAAAUCCAGAAAACCAAAACCAAGUCGUCACCCUCAAGCACUGAAACAGCCCUCGAUUCUGCAGCUGUUGAGAUAUUCUCCUGCUGUGUUGAUGUGCUUUCUAAGCGAAAUCUCAAGCCGUUUGGUGCCGCUAAAACGAUUUACUACUUGGGCGACUUGACAGCCUACCUUGAAUCAAACAAGUCUGUUUCUGACAAACUUUACACCUUUCUUCUUCAUAUUGGAAAGGAACAACUUGACUUGGUCCUCAGAUCGCAGGCCAGGUUGGAUCUAUUAGCCUCCGUUCAGUUGUACACGAAGGCACCCAGCCUGCAGCAAAAGUACGAGUCACUAUGGGAUAUUUGGUCCUCGCAAUUACUCCAGAUUUCACCUAGCAGCGUUGCCUCGCCCAGUCUAGCAGUCCUGAUCGCGAAUGAGAAGGCAGCCUCGUUUUCAAGACGGAAGGAUGAGGUUCAAAAAUACAUCAUCGGCACUACACUGCAGUCUCUUGGGAAUACGGCGGACAACUUCCAUUUACUGGAGUCCUCCCUUCGAUAUGGUGCUUUGACCCUGGGCUCUGUGAAAGCUAUCGCAGUGGGUAUCCUGGAGCACCUCCACACCGGGGAUAGCGGAUUAGAGAAGGCACUAAGUGGCCUCGAUAUCCUAUCGAGGCAGGGCGCUUCACUUCUAUCCGAGGAUGAUGACUUAUAUCUGAGCCUCGUCACGCAACUCUUAUCCUUAGCAGAAACCCCAGAAUCAACGGUGUCGUCAAAAGCACGAGAGUUGCAUCAGCUUCUCGAUCGCCAAAAGGAUGGAAAGAAGCCCACGUCAUCCAUCGUACGAAUCAAUCUUGAUGGAGCUGAUCACCAGUCUCUUGAAAUCGAUACCGUUGUCCAACUUGCAGCCCGAGACCUUUCCUCUAACCCUCAGAACUUGCCGGAAUUAUUACCAAAACCGGAAAUAUGGCGGGACGACCUGAUCAAGCUCACUCUUGGGGGCGUAAACCCUUCCCUAUCCAUAACUAGCUUGCUUGGUGGCGCUCAAUUCCUUGUAAAGGCCUCAUCCGCCGAACAGGCUAGCCCGGCCGCGCGAGAUAGGAACGGGUACUCGGCCUCUGCUCGCAUGGGGUUGUAUUUGUUGAAGCUUUUAGAAGAUGGAGUUGAGUUAGAGUCUUUACCGACAGCAACAGCUCUAGAACUCAUACUCCUGCUACUCGUCACCGUAGAAAUCGGCUCUGAGCAGCUCACCAUGAUGGAGCCCGAUGGGCUGUUCGAGCUCAUGUCUCCGGCAGUGCAGACAAUAGUCGACAAGUUUGUGUCUUCGACUCGAAAAUGGCUCAAUACUCUAAUAUCUGAGUCUGCCGGAUGGAAAGAGAGGGAGGCUGGGGGCGCAUCUGUGCCUCUGAUAUUCGGCAUCCUGCAGGCCUUGCUUGAUAGGUCCAAGGGGAACAGUCCCGUAAGCUUUUAUCACGCCAAGGCCGCCGCUGAAAUAUUUCAAGCUUUUACAGAGGAGCAUGGCCCUCCCGACAACUUCGGGAAUCUUCUCGAAGCCACUUACCCGUCAAAAGAAACUCCCUCCUCCAUCUUCCCCGUUGUUGCGCUUCUCCGAGGCGUUGGCCAAUCCAUGAGUUCACCGGACGAGCUCAGCACGAUAUGCAACCGGCUCGUCAGUGACGUUGCUGGCGCCAAGCCUACCUCGGAGAAGGCUCUUGCGAGCCUUGUUCUUCUUACCUGCUGUCUUGCCUUUUACGAAGAGGGCGAGGUCCCUGUACAGAUGAACAGGCUUGUAUUUGCUGCUAAGAAUGUCACAGGCUGGUUCGAGGCUGAAGGGCCAGUUGACCCGUUCUUCGCCGCGGAGAGUUGUCGUCUUCUCACGCGUCUCUUGCCCGAGCUUGCUUCCGUAUAUGGGUCUCACUGGGAGAACACGCUUGAAUAUUGUACUAGGAUUUGGGCAACCGCUGGCGAAUACCCACUUGACGUCUCGCUGUCGGCGAUCCAUGCUUCAUUAAAACUUUACUCCACCCUUGAGGCUCUUCCCGAACCUAACGACGAUCUCGAAGACUCCCUCAAGGAAUCGGCAGAGAUCAAGGCCAAGUCCUUACUGGACUUGCUAAAAUUGCCAAGGGAGUACAGCUCCCAGCCCUUGUCCAUUGUCGAUUCUUUCCUUUGUCGACAGGUCGUCAAGAUUCCCAUGAGGUUUGUCAAGGACCUAUCGGAGCUCUAUGGGCUACUAGCCUGCGAGUCCCGGGACAUUCAAACUGCCAUCUUCACGCUGCUUCACCGCGCAUUGCCCAAGUUACAGGAGCAACUAUCGGUUGACGUGCUCCUAGACAAAGAGAGUGCGAAUAUCCCCGACGAAAUGAUAUCGCUUUUGCUGGAACCUCCCACACUCGAGAAGUAUCCAGACGAUGUCUUCACGGCAUCACUCGCUGUGCGCAACGACUACACGGAAGAUAUCAAGGCAGGAAAUUACAUGUCACCUCUACUAGACUUCAUCUUCGAUGUGCUAGGCCACUCGGCGGCGCACCCAAUUAGUCUCGACAAGCAAGGCCUCACAAGCGAGCACAUUCGAGCUUAUGACAUCAAGACGGCCGAUUCGGAAUCCGACGAGCGAGAUAUGCAAUGGCUCCUGGUCCAUAUCUAUUAUCUCUGUUUGAAGUACACGCCAGAGUUGUUCAGGGUGUGGUUCAUCAACUGCCGGUCCAAGCAGACACGGAUCGCCGUGGAGGGAUGGAUGACGAAAUACUAUUCUCCGCUCAUUGUGCUCGACGCUCUUGAUGAUGUUGCCCGCUGGGCAGAGGCGCAAGAGGCACCCAGCGAUGACGAAAAGGAGCUGUUGGUCAAGGUCAGCAGGACAGCACGAGAAGUGACGGCCGGAUAUGAAGUAGACGAGGAUAUGGCCGCGAUUACGAUCAAGGUACCACCCAAUUAUCCGAUUGAGGGAAUUACAGUCAUAGGCACCAGCCGAGUUGUGGUCAACGAGAAGAAGUGGCAGAGUUGGGUCAGAACAACUCAAGGCGUCAUCACAUUUUCGAAUGGAAGUAUCAUCGACGGCCUCAUGACAUUCCGCAGAAACAUUGUGGGGGCUUUGAAGGGCCAAACGGAGUGCGCCAUUUGUUAUGCCAUCAUCUCGACGGAUAAGAAGAUGCCUGACAAGCGAUUCAAGGGCGCGAAGGCCGUGAGUCUGAGACGCGAUACGGUGGGCGAGCGUUGGUAA
This is a messenger RNA of Parascedosporium putredinis, 5022 nucleotides long. The record is from the annotation of a GenBank genome assembly. Lineage: Eukaryota; Fungi; Ascomycota; Sordariomycetes; Microascales; Microascaceae.